GCGGCCGCGUGACGCUACCGGCCCCGCCCCCUCCCUCACCCUCCCCGCGCGCCGGCCACAAAGGUGGAGGGAGGCCCUGACGGUGCUCGCGCGGUCUUAGCGCUCGUCUAUCUCCUGGGCUUGGGGGGGGGCGCCUGCGCGCUGGUUUCGCCUCCCCUCCUGCCGGCCUACUCGGCGCCACGUGACUGUCGGAGGUCUGCGUGCCCAUUGUAAAGGUGGAGAGGUUAAGGCCCAGAGAGGGUCCUUUUGCUAACACGUAACAACCAAUGGGGGCGGUUCCAAGGUGGGAGCUGGAGAAGAGUCAGAAAGCGCUCAGUGGCCGGGAAAGCCCACCAGUGAAAUAGCACUUAGAGAUCUUCAGCUGAGGCCACCCAGGGAAGUUGCCGAGAUCUCGGACUUGCCCCUUGGGGAGAGGUGCUUGGAAAUCCUCGAGUGCCGCUGCACCCACUUAACAGGGAAAUUGAGGGGCCUUGAAGCUGCGGGUGGGGGAAGGAGGGCUCUACAAGAGGGCUCAAGGACCAGCAGAAGCCCAGAGAGGGCCACGGCCCUACCCAAGGUCACACAGCACGCCCGGGCACGCGCCCUCCGACCCGGGGCUCUUGACGUCAUCGCAGCCCCCGCUCCGGAGCUCGACCGGAAGUGAUGGCAUCGGAUUGGCUUCGGGCCUGGGAAGGCCUGAGGCUCCCAAGAUGGCUCCCGCUCCGACUUCACUGCCCACAGCCAAAAUGGCGCCCGCAGAACUCUUAGCUCGUUGAGUCCAGUGCGGUUGCGAGGCAGGAUGUUCCGGAUGCUUCUGCCCUUAGCUAAGGUGGCGCUGAGGCCCCGCCCCGUCGCCCGCGCCCGCCCUCGUUAAAGAUGGCUCCGAACCCUACUCCGCUUCUGUGCAGGCGCAACGUCUGAGGGGAGGAGGGAAGGAAGAGGGACCCGGAAGUCGAGGGGCCCCCCCGGGUGGAAGUGACGCCACCCCCGCGGCCCAAAAUGUCGGCGCCCAGAGGGAGGUAGAUGCCCCAGGCAGGGCACGUGUGGACCGUCAGCCAUGGAGGACAGCGGUGUGGACGGUCCUCUCCCUGCAGCUGGCCCGGCCCCAGCACCGACCCCGACCCCUCCGGUGGCCCCCCGGGUACCCUUCCACUGCAGCGAGUGCGGAAAGAGCUUCCGCUACCGCUCGGACCUGCGGCGCCACUUUGCCCGCCACACGGCUCUCAAGCCCCACGCAUGCCCCCGCUGUGGCAAGGGCUUCAAGCACAGCUUCAACCUGGCCAACCACCUUCGCUCGCACACCGGGGAGCGGCCCUACCGCUGUUCUGCCUGCCCCAAGGGCUUCCGCGACUCCACGGGCCUUCUCCACCACCAGGUGGUCCACACAGGUGAAAAGCCUUACUGCUGCCUGAUCUGUGAGCUCCGCUUCUCCUCGCGAUCCAGCCUAGGCCGUCACCUAAAACGGCAGCACCGGGGGAUGGCCCCACCGACCCCUGCGGGCUUGGGCCCGUCUGGCUUAGUGCCUGGCCUCCUUCCUACCCUGGGGCCCCCCGGUGGCCUCUCAGUCCCAGGUCCGUCCUGUAGCGCCUGCUCUGAUGAGGGCCCCUGCGUGGCCUGCGGGGGUGGCCCAGAGCCUCCUGGCCCUGGGCCAGGGCCCUGGGUGGGCGGCUGGGGGACUGGUGGGACAGGCCCCUUUGUCUGUGGGGCCUGUGGCCGCUGCUUCCUGGCAGGAGCUGAGCUGGCCGCCCAUUGGGCUGCUCACACAGAUGUGAAACCCUUCAAGUGCCCACGUUGUGAGCGCGACUUUAAUGCCCCGGCCCUGUUGGAGCGCCACAAGCUCACCCAUGAUCUCCAGGGUUCCUGGCCUGGGCCUGAGGGCAGGGAGGCGGGGCUGGAAGUUCCCGAAGGGCCCCAGGAGUUUCCCUCUGAGGAUUUACAGGAGUUCCCUGAGGAGGGGCCCCAGGAGUUUCCUUCUGAGGGGUCCCACGAGUUCCUUUCUGAGGAGCCCCAAGAGUUCCCUCAAGAGGAACCCCAUGAGUUCCCUGAAGAGGAUCUCAAUGAGUUUCACCCUGAGGGGUCCCAGGAGUUCCUUUCUGAGGGGCCCCAGGAGUUCCCUCUGGAGGUACCCCCGGAGAUGUCCCAGGAGGACCCUGUGGAGAUACCAGAGGAAGUAUCCCAGGAGUUACCCGGGGAAGUGCCCAUAGAGGUAUGCCAGGAAUUACCUAUGCAGGUACCUGGGGAGGAGUCCCAGGAGGGGCCCCCUGAUCCAGACCUGGAGGCCCCGUUCCCCGUGGCCGCUGAGCUGGGCGAGGCCUCAGAGGAGACCCUGUACCAGUGCGACUGCGGGACCUUCUUUGCCUCAGCAGCAGCCCUAGCUGCUCACCUGGAUGCCCACUCAGGCCCAGCUUCCUGCGUCUGUGGGGUGUGCGGGGCGGUCUAUGGGGCGGUAGCAGCCCUGGAGGAGCACCACCACGGGAGCCACGGGGCUGGGCCUUCUCCAGGGGGGCCCCCAGCCGGCUCUGGCCGUACCCCAGCAGCUCUGGCAGCAGCAGCUGCUGGGAAGAAGGUGUUCAGCUGCUCUGAGUGUGAGAAGCUCUUCCGUUCCCCGAGGGACCUGGAGAGGCAUGUGCUGGUCCACACCGGGGAGAAGCCCUUCCCGUGCCUGGAGUGCGGCAAGUUCUUCCGGCAUGAGUGCUACCUCAAGCGUCACCGGCUGCUGCACGGGCCAGAGAGGCCCUUCCCCUGCCAUGUCUGUGGCAAGGGCUUCAUCACUCUUAGCAACCUCUCCCGUCACCUGAAGCUACACCGAGGGAUGGACUGAGCAGCCCCCUGUCCUGGAGAGCCUCCUGGCCUGAGUGGGAGGACCAAGGGAACCUUGGAAUUGGAGGGGGAGAGGGCUUCUGGUCCGGAGGGACCCCCGAGCAUGAGGGUAGUCAGGGACAUUGGACAGGGGGAGGAAAAUGGAGAGCUGAGGAAGCCUUGGGACCCAGCCCUGGGUCAGGGAAGACCCUGAGACCCUUGGCCCCUGGCAGAGCCUCCUGUCCUGAGAGAGCCCUGGGACACAUCCAACUGGUUGUGGACCUUGCCUUCUUCACUCUCCAGGAAGGGCCCUCCGACCCAAGCCAACCCCCAAAGGAAGGAGGAUGGGACAGGGACUCCAGAGAAGGGGCUGAGCCUGGUGCCCCUGCCGCCCUCAGAGCUCCUGUGGGCUGUGCUCUUUGACACCCCCCUCAUGCAAGGUGGACUGCUCUGAAUGGACAGAACCGAUCCGGAUAAGGCUUUCACCUCAUUCCCCCUUCUCCCAUGGACCAGUCUAGAGGCUGUCAACCUUACCCCUUAGAAUGAAUUAACCAAGUUUGUCCUUUAUGUAGAAUGUGGACUGGUUCACAUCCCCACCGCCCUCCCUCUUUCCCCAUGCCUCCCACUCCCAUCCUUCCCACAAGGAAUGGGCUUCCUCCCACCCUGGGAAUACCCCCUUGUCUCCUCUGUGGGUUUUGGGUCUCUCUCUGUCUCUCCCAUUUGUGUCUGUCUCUGUGUCUCCCCCCCAGGCCGGUCCCCGAGGACAGGGAUGACUCAUCUGGAGGUCCUCCUGUGUGAGCAUCUGCUUGCCUCCUCUCCUUCCCCACGUCCUCAGGACCCUCAAUAAACUGGCCUGACAUUUA
This is a messenger RNA of Phascolarctos cinereus (koala), 3641 nucleotides long. RefSeq names its product FLT3 interacting zinc finger 1 (gene FIZ1). The record is from RefSeq and is a predicted model, not a curated record. Gene Ontology annotation, molecular function: DNA-binding transcription activator activity, RNA polymerase II-specific; RNA polymerase II cis-regulatory region sequence-specific DNA binding. Gene Ontology annotation, cellular component: nucleus. Lineage: Eukaryota; Metazoa; Chordata; Mammalia; Diprotodontia; Phascolarctidae. Gene Ontology annotation, biological process: regulation of transcription by RNA polymerase II.